This is a messenger RNA of Periconia digitata, 604 nucleotides long. The record is from the annotation of a GenBank genome assembly. Lineage: Eukaryota; Fungi; Ascomycota; Dothideomycetes; Pleosporales; Periconiaceae.
UGCAUACACUCGAGGGAAUCAAAAACAUGUGAACAGCUGAAGUUCUACUCGAGACUACAUUGUGGGUGUGCCAUGCCCAAGAACAUACUUGUAUGUAUAUAAAAGCUUAGUUGGGUAGUCGGGAGCUCACUCACAGGCCACUCACCUAACUACCCUCGACGUACUUUACUCAUCAGGCAAACAAACAAAAAAAGCCCACCACAAGCAUAAAAACAAACUGGACAGCUCGCAACUCGAACCCACGACCUCUCCCCACCACCCCUACACAUAUAAUAUGAGAACAUCCUACCUUAAUAAAAAAUGCAAAAAAGCCAGCUACUGCCGAAGCAGUAGCCCAAGCUGAAACCCGCUGAGUGCAAUGCGGAUUUUAAACCUUGUAAUGAUGUGCUGGAAUGUGCUGGCAGAUGAAAGGAAAGGUUGUCACUUACAUUCUUCUUCUCUCUCGUAACUACGACCGAAGUCGUAGGCAGGCACUGGCCCGCUGGACCAGCUGUGUAGGUUCCUAUUUGGAUGGGAAUGAUUGCCGAUAUUUGGGUAUAUAUAGAACCUCAGAGAACCCGUGGGAUAGGUGAGAUUGCAGUAAAAAGGUGGCUGCCUUGAGCUU